UGUCUUUUCAAUUUGUACAUAGAAAAUGAUAAUUUACACCUGGCAUUAUGUGAGAAUCUUAAAAUUUUGGUUCUGAAUAACGUUUAUCUCGAUCAUCUGACUAUCGCCCCGGCCCAGCUGGAGGUAUUCUGGGUCUACAUCAAGGCUGACAUGCUGGAGAAGACACCCCCAAUGAUGGUGACAUUCGCACACGGGGAACAGUUUACAGAGAAAUUACGAAUGCUCAGUCUGGAUAACGUUACUUUUAAUGAAACCCUUAAUAUACGGCAGUGUGAUAAACUACAAAAACUGCAGCUGGCCAUAUUAACAUUUCCUGACGACUACCACCUGGACCUUUCCUCAUUCACGGACCUGACCAAAGUAACACUACGGAAUCUCCGUCUCCACCAUGUGACCAUCGCCCCGGCCCAAGUGGAGAAGUUCUGGGUCUACAUCAAGAAUGACAUGCUGGAGAACACACCCCCAAUGAUGGUGACAUUCGCACACGGGGAACAGUUUACAGAGAAAUUACGAAAGCUCAGUCUGUACAACGUUACAUUUAAUGAAACCCUUAAUAUACGGCAGUGUGAUAAACUACAAAAACUGCAGCUGGCCAUAUUAACAUUUCCUGACGACUUCCACCUGGAGCUGUCCUCCUGCACGGACCUGACUGGAGUAACACUACUGAAUCUCCGUCUCCACCAUGUGACCAUCGCCCCGGCCCAGGUGGAGAAGUUCUGGGUCUACAUCAAGGAUGACAUGCUGAAGAAGACACCCCCAAUGAUGGUGACAUUCGCACACGGGGAACAGUUUACAGAGAAAUUACGAAUGCUCAGUCUGGAUAACGUUACUUUUAAUGAAACCCUUAAUAUACGGCAGUGUGAUAAACUACAAAAACUGCAGCUGGACACAUUAACAUUUCCUGACGACUACCACCUGGACCUUUCCUCAUUCACGGACCUGACCGAAGUAACACUACGGAAUCUCCGUCUCCACCAUGUGACCAUCGCCCCGGCCCAAGUGGAGAAGUUCUGGGUCUACAUCAAGAAUGACAUGCUGGAGAACACACCCCCAAUGAUGGUGACAUUCGCACACGGGGAACAGUUUACAGAGAAAUUACGAAAGCUCAGUCUGUACAACGUUACAUUUAAUGAAACCCUUAAUAUAAGGCAGUGUGAUAAACUACAAAAACUGCAGCUGGCCAUAUUAACAUUUCCUGACGACUUCCACCUGGACCUGUCCUCCUGCACGGACCUCGCUAAGAUCUAUUUUGUGAACAUUCGUCUCCUGCAUGUGACCAUCGCCCCGGCCCAGCUGGAGGUGUUCUUUGUAACUAUCAAUAAUCAGAUGCUGAAGAAGACACCGCCUAUGGAGGUGACAUUUGCAAAUGGUGAACACUUUACAAAGAAACUACGAAAGCAAAAAAUGGACAAUGUUACUUUAAAACCAACCCUUGAUAUACCAGAGCUUGAUAAACAAAACAAUCUUCGCCGUACCACAUGUACAUUAUCGUAAAAGAUAAACAUGAAAUUAAGUUAUUUGAAAAAUGCUAAGGGUAAGUAAUCUGCACGUUAUCAGUAUGAAUGUCAUUUUCUUGAACAAUAUUUUUUAUUAAUAUACCCCACGGUUACAUCAGUUGAAUAGCUAAGAUUUGUGCAAGUUAUCCAAUAUAACUUAAACAUUUUAAGAAAAUGAAUUUACUUUUCUUUUUAACUUCUUAAAGUUGCACUCUCACAGAUUAAACAUUUUUACAAUUUUUUUAAUUUUUUGUCUUGGAAAGAGCAAAUUUUUACGUAAAUAUCUGCAAACCAAUGAUAAAAGAAUGCUGACAAAUGAUCGGAUCGCAGAUUUGCAUAUUUCCGUUCGAAAAUUAAUGUUUAAUGGCUUUAACCUUACUAACUGUUAAAGUAAAAUGCAUAAAACCUUAACCUAAAUCUGAGAUCUAAUAUUUUGUCAGCAGUCUUAUAUAACUGGUUUCCAUGGAUUUUCUCAAAAAUUGGCUCGUUCCAAGACAAAAAAAGUUGUCAUAACGUUCAAUCUGUGAGAGUGCAGCUUUAAAUAUGUUUUUCAUAUCUUGUAAAUAUUUUGAUUUCUUAUUUAAUUAAACAUUGUUUUACCCCGUGAAUCACAGUCCUAGGAACAGCUUUGCUUAAAUGUGUAUUAUUAUAUCAAAAGACAUAUUUUGUGCAAAUAGUUUGUUUGAUCAAGUGGAAUACUUUAGAUAAACAUAAAAUGUUCGUGAUAUUGUAUAUAACUACUCGGGUUUAUGAAAGAAAUACUUACUGUGUAAAUGUGAGGAUAAUUCGAAUACCUGGCCGAUUGUUCGGAACAUUGUUCAAGUUAACAACGUUGUUAACGUAAGCGCUUACGUUCAGAUCGUUGCUGCUCUGAAAAUCUAAAGGAUUUAAUCGAUGUCUGCUGUAUAUCUUAAAAAAGAUUUAAGACCGCCCAAGCAGCUGUAUGCUAUAUAUUUCAUAUAAAUACGCGAGCACAUAAUGAAAUAGUUAUUUCUUAAACGUUAUUAUCAAUGUCGUAAAUCACAUUGAUUACUUCGACAAAGUUCUGAACAAUCGAGCCAUUGUUUACAACACCAGUGAUAAUCAAUGUUGUAUAGACUAAAGAGGUCAUCAAUAGUACAUUGUGUACAUAUAUAACUAAAAGUUGUAACAAUAUUCAUUAACAUUGAUAGUUUUAGCAAUAUUCAUUAGCAUCCUAAUUAUGACGUAAUGCAUAAACAAAUCUUUGCAACCUAAUGGUGGAUGGCUUACCUAAAUGGACUCACACUUUUUUGCAUCCUUAUUAUGGAUGGCUUUCCUUAAUGUACUAACACAUCUACGCGUCCCUAUGAUACUAGAUUGUUUGCCUUAAUGUACUAAAACAUCUUAGUAUCCUUAUGAUGGAUGGCUUACCUUAAUUCAAUAACACAUCUUUGCAUCCUUAUUAUGGGUGGCUUACCUUAAUGCACUAACACAUCUUUGCAUCCUUAUUAUGAGUGGCUAACCUUAAUGCAAUAACACGUCUUUGCAUCCUUGUUAUGGGUGGCUUACCUUGAUGCAAUAACACGACUUUAAAUCCUUGUUAUGGGUGGCUUACCUUAAUGCAAUAACACGUUUUUGCAUCCUUGUUAUGGGUGGCUUACUUUAAUGCAAUAACACGUCUUUGCAUCCUUGUAAUGGGUGGCUUACCUUAAUGCAAUAACACGUCUUUGCAUCCUUGUUAUGGGUGGCUUACCUUAAUGCAAUAACACGUCUUUGCAUCCUUGUUAUGGGUGGCUUACCUUAAUGCACUAACACGUCUUUGCAUUUUAAUGAUGGGUGGCUUACCUUAAUGCACUAACACGUCUUUGCAUCCUUGUUAUGGGUGGCUUACCUUAAUGCACUAACACGUAUUUGCAUCCUUAUAAUGGUUGGCUUAGCUAAAUGCACUAACACAUAUUUGCAUCCUAAUGAUGGAUGGCUUAUCUUAAUGCACUAACACAUCUGUGCAUUCUAAUGAUGGGUGGCUUACCUUAAUGCUCUAACACGUUUUUGCAUCCUUAUUAUGAGUGGCUUAGCUAAAUGCACUAACAAAUAUUUGCACCCUAAUGAUGGAUGGCUUAUCUUAAUGCACUAACACAUCUUUAUAUCCUAAAGAUGGAUGGCUUAUCUAUUGGCUUACCCUUACGCACUUACACGCCUUUUCAUCCUAAUAAAGGAUGGCUUACCUUAAUGCAAUAAUACAACUCUGCAGCUCGAUGAUGGGUUACUUACCUUAAUGCACUAACACGGCUUUGCAAUCGAAUAUUAGAUAGCUUACCUUAAUACAUUAACACUUCUUUGCAGCAUUAUGACGGAUGGCUUACCUUAAUACAUGAACACUUCUUUGCAGCAUAAUGACGGAUGGCUUACCUUAGUUCACUCACACCUCUUUGCAGCAUAAUGACGGAUGGCUUACCUUAAUGCAUGAACACAUCUUUGCAGCAUAAUGAUAGAUAGCUUACCUUAGUUCAUACACACAUCUGUGCAGCCUUAUGAUUGAUGAUUAACCUUCAUGUUGUUCUAAAAAACGAAUUCGCAUAGAUACCGUCCACGCAAAUAUGGCUGAAACUAGUUCUGUCACUUUUAAACAAUGAAAUCUAAAGAAGUGAUGAAAGUGUUUGAAAACGAAAACUAUUGACAUAUCAAUGUAUAUUUACAUGUAUUUUGUUUAGAAUCGACAAUUAUAUGUCCAUUAGAAUUUGCCAUAUAGUUCGCUAUAUGCUAUCUCUUUGGUGUAAUUCUCUGUAGAUUAUGUUUGCCAUGAACUUUAAAUUAUGCAUGUAUUCACAUUAAUUGUUGGAUCUCAUGUAGAUGGUAGAUAUUGUCAAUAAUAUUGUAAUUUUCAUUACGAACCUAUGUUUAAUAACAUUGAUCAGAUGGUCAUCUAUUAAGACGUCAUUUCAUAUGUAAAACACUUAACAGUGUACUUAUUGUCAAGGAAUCUAUUUUUCAUGUAUUGUGCUUGCAUUUUAUCAUGAUUUUAUUUAUAAUUUAGUAGAAUGUAAAUUUGAAGAUGAAGCAUAUGUUUCAUCUGUUAUGAUAAAAGAAGGAACUUUAACAAACGGGUUGAUUUUCGUCGGUUAAAAGUGGUCACAAUGUGAUCACAGUCACUUAGAAUUUCUAAACCAAACAUCUAUUUAAUGAGUGGUCAACAUUUUGUUUUGUCCUCUGAAAAGGAAAUACUUCUCAAGUGUUCUGAUUUUUCUGACAUUUAUUUCAGUAAAUAAGCAGUUUGAUUUUUAUCAGAUAAGGCGGUAAAAAUGAAAAUUGACCGAUCAAGAUAGUGGGUAGUUUACAAAAUAGUAUGUUGACCACUAAAACAUUUUAUAUGUUCUUAUGUUUGUAAUUACGUUCUAACAAUUAUUAACCAUUACAUAAUCAGUAAAUAUCUCUUUACUUUACAACGAAAUGGACAUGAGCAUGAGUCAUAUAGUUGUUUAUUUGUGUCUUUUUUGAACACAUGAGGUAUUUGUAGUGAUCUUUUUCUUUAUCCUUCUGAACACCUCGGCCAUUUUCCAUCGAAAACUACCUCUGAUAUAUAUUGGCGGUUUACAUUGUCAAAAUGUUUACAUUUAAGUACGCUACAAGUUGAUCGCGUAGUAAUUAAAAUGUAGCAGUUUAACCCAAUGGCUUUCCUCUAGGAACCUUAAUAAGUUAUGCACUAAUACACUUCAAUGGCAAUCCUUUUAAACAUAGUAGUAUACAAUACACAUUUAACACUGAAAUUAAUUAAUCAAACAAUUCAAAAUUUUACGAACUACUUCUACUGAUGUACCGGCCUACAACCGAGGUUGUUUUCUAUGGAAAAUGUUUUGCAAAUGUGCAUGAAGUUGCGCCAGAAGACCACCAGACAUCUCUGGUACCUACCUCUCAGCACUCUGGUGUCUCCCUGCGCCAGAAGACUACCAGACAUCUCUGGUACCUGACUCUCGGCACUCUGGUGUUGCCAUGCGCCAGAAGAUCACCAGACUUCUCUGGUACCUGACUCUCAACACUCUGGUGUCGCCAUGCACCAGAAGACCACCAGACAUCUCUGGUACCGGACACUCAGCACUCUGGUGUCGCCUUGUGCCAAAAGACCACUAGACAUAUCUGGUACCUAACUCUCAGCACUCUGGUGUCGCCUUGCGCCAGAAGACCACCGGACAUCUCUGGUUCCUGACUCUCAGCACUCUUGUGUCGCCAUGCGCCAGAAGACCACUAGACAUCUCUGGUACCCGACUCUCAGCACUCUGGUGUCGCCUUGGUUUUAGGUAUGUACUUGUUAAUACAUUUGUAAACCACAAGCCAUCUAUUAAAUGAACAACUUAAACCACGAAGAAAUUAGGCUGGUCUGUACAUAAAUAAAAAACAUGUAAUUCAUGAUAAAAAUAAUCAAUAAUCCUGUUUUAUGUGAUAAAAUAUGUUGCGCAAAAAAUGUUCACACAAACCCAUAUAUUCGUGUUUUUAUUUGUAAAGAAGACAAAACAAAUACCGAAAAGUUUCUAAUAUUUUUGAUAAUGUUUGUAAAACCUCUAACUGAAAUAUAAACAUUCUCCUUUUAGAUUAAUGGUUCACUGGGUAGUUAUGUAAUUGUAAGAAAAAUAAAUUAUUACGAAUGAUUCACAGCUUGCUUAAACAAUGUUGUCGUCUGCAAUCAUGUUUUAUAGACAAAGAUCUAGCUUUCAGUCUUUGUAAAGUGAAAUCAACAAAGUGGCAGACAUCAGACAGUGGAAUGCGAACCACUGCAGGGAAAUACAAUACACGUUUCACAUACGAAACUGUAGAGAUACCAGUUGCUACUUACCAAAGCGGACCACGAGGUCAGAGGUUAUCAUUACAGGGACUUCCGGAUCCUAUCCUGGACAAAGAUGACCAACAUUAUAGUUUAAAGGUCACACAAGGACAGUAUCGUCAAGGUGACUGAUAAAUCUGAUCGGCCUUCGUCAAAACCUAUGGUAGCUUCAGCUCAGACACUCGGGAUGUAAAUGCAACAAUGAGACACCAGCAUAACAAGGAAAACCUUCCCUUAAAUACUGUGUACAAAACUGGGAGUGAACGAUCUUUUUUCUUUUACAUCUAUUGUAAUUGAAUAUUUCUAGUAGUGCUUAUAUAAUAUUUAAACAGAUCAAUUGUCAUUGUAUUUCUUGUGUUGAAGUUUGUUUAACUGUGCAUUUAGUACUAUAUAUGAUAACACUUACUGACUUUUUCAUUUAGUAAUUGUGAUGUGUUUUAUUUCUUCAGCGAGCUGUCACUCACCAACUUUAGGAAACAUCCCUGAUCAACGUCUCUUCCAGUUCAUGUUGAUACUGACCAAGCCAGCAGCAGUACCACUGAUCUUUAUCCAUAUGUUUUUGAGGAUAAAUGAGAAGAAGUCUCAUCUGAAGCGCCUGACCAUUCUGUUGAACAUACUAGUCCUGGCCCCAAUUUCUCGAAACUUCUUAAGUCCCUUAUAACAGGAUUAAGCUAAUCUCACUAUUUUUGUUGUUCUAUAAAAUGUGUUAUAUUAACUUCUUCAAGAAUUUUUAGAAAUUAUGUAGGAAUAAUCUGUAUGAUUAUCAGAGAAGCUAUUUUUCAUUUAUCAAAAUCCAUUUUUAGUAUGUAUUUUGGCUUAUUGAAAUAAGCGACUUAAGCCUGUUAAGCUUAAGAAGUUUCGAGAAAUUGGGGCCAGCUGCGGAGGGACUUAUUGGACCAACUUACGGAACCAACCAUCUCAUUGAUUGCUCAAACAGGACAUUGUUGAAUGUAACGACCCUCGGCUGUACUACAGUCGCAACACUUUAACAUACGAACCAAACCUACUGAUUGCUACUUGUAUAUCUUCAAUUCAAUUUUACAUGUGGAACUCCCAUAACAGAGUGGUAGUAGCUAGAAAACGUUUGGAAACUCCGUAGUUAUAUCCUUUUAGGCAAGCAAAUAUUUAACGGAAUAAACGUGUGUUGUGAUUCUGGGACAUUGGUAGUGUUAUUGAUAGCUCUUCGAAAACUAAAAACAAACCUGGGUGUCCCAUUUAUGAGAUCUUCAUGAAAAUGGAAAAGAUCCAAUCGCCAAGCGCCCAUAUUGUAAAUAAAACAUGAAGUAGACAACUGGAACAUUCAUAAGAAUAUGUUGCAAUAUGAAUAUCAUGCUCAAUGACAAUGAAUGUAUAGAAAAAAUUGAGAAUAUUAAAAACCAGAAUUCUGUUCAGAUUUUGUAUAAUGUUAUAGCAAAAAAUACUCUUGGUAAAUGGGCUUUGUAGGCUGUUGUGUUUUCAAGAAAUAAAUCCAGGCUUUUGUGUCAGCCAUGGGAUCGUUAUUGCGAACAUUAUGCAACGCGGUUAACCUCCAUCAUAACUAAAGUGUUCAGUAAAAAACCCAAAUGAAACUUUUUACAAACGAGCAAAAUACACAAGUAUUGUAAUGUUCAUUACUAGUUUAAAUUAUCAUUAAAAUGCCCCUUUUAAAUGAUGAAAUUAUGAAGGAGCAUUGGCGUUUCUUCCGCAGCACUUCCAUUUGAAAGAUUCAUAAUAUUGAGUGGUCGGAAGCAAAGUCCUUAUUUCAAGAGUAACACUUGUAUUGAUAGGUUUAGAAUCUGUGAAUCCCAAACCAAAGUUUGUGUUGAUGUCUGGAAGAAGAAAGUGUGUUUUUGUAUGAUUUUAAUUAGAUACAACAGCUGUUUUCUUUGUUAUAAUCUCUGAUCAUUUACUUUAUAUAUAUUUUUUUUAUAACUUUGUGUGUAAAAAUUGAAUUGUUUGUAUAAAAAAACAGCUUGACCUAAUGUUUAAAUGAAUUGGAGACGGAAAGAAUAAAAAUGUGUUUUUGUGUGUAUUUUUGUAGGAAUUUCCGAAAUAAAACUGAAUAAAAUGCUAAAUACAGAA
Molecule: messenger RNA, 8331 nt
Organism: Mya arenaria
Lineage: Eukaryota; Metazoa; Mollusca; Bivalvia; Myida; Myidae
Exons: 3
Coding region: 151-1494 (447 amino acids)
Source: RefSeq, a predicted model, not a curated record